Messenger RNA from Chlamydomonas reinhardtii, 2321 nucleotides. RefSeq lists its product as uncharacterized. Lineage: Eukaryota; Viridiplantae; Chlorophyta; Chlorophyceae; Chlamydomonadales; Chlamydomonadaceae. The record is from RefSeq and is a predicted model, not a curated record. Bases 55 to 1170 code for a protein of 371 amino acids. The transcript is spliced from 5 exons.
CCUGAGCGCUGCUGGGCUUAGAUUCUGGCCCGGCUUGGAACCUUCUCCCGGCAAAUGUUGAAACGAUUUAGCGUGAGCCGAUUUUCUGGGCCCGCUCCAUCGCGAAAUCUCCUGACUCUGCCAUUGAUAGCGCCAGCAGCUGGGCAAGGGGCCCCACGGACGCUCCAGCUGGCGCCCGCGUUGCGGGCUGGGCCGCAAGAACAGCCCAGUAACCAGCCCACAACAACAGCAUCGCUACUGUCCGAAUCUGGGAGCGAAACUGACGAGGAGCAGGAUGACCCUCUGGCGUCAAUACUGGACGCCGAAGUGCAAGGCGAUGAGGGCAACAAGCCUGCGCUGGGGCCGCUCGCCGGCCUCGGCUCCAUAGGCGGCAUCGUGCUGCUGCUAGGUGUCGGAGCCUUGCUCAAAGACAACGUCCGGGACUUCCUGGAGUUUUUCAUCGGCGCGGUGGAGAGCUGGGGCCCUCUGGGUUACCUGGCGUAUGCGGGCGUGUACACGGGUCUGGAGGUGCUGGCGGUGCCGGCCAUACCGCUCACCAUGACCGCGGGCAUCAUCUUCGGUCCCAUCCCGGGCACCAUCAUCACCUCGCUCUCGGGCACGCUCGCCGCCACCAUCGCCUUCCUCAUCGCGCGCUACGCCGCGCGCGACAAGGUCCUGCGGUUCGCGCGUCGCAACACCCGGUUCAACGCCAUCGACAAAGCCAUUGCACGGAACGGCUUCAAGUUCGUGACGCUGCUGCGGCUGAGCCCGCUGCUGCCGCUGGCCGCCUCCAACUACCUGUACGGCCUGACGUCCGUGGACCUGGGCUCCUACGUGGCGGGCAGCUUCCUGGGCAUGCUACCCGGCACCUAUGCCUACGUCACCACUGGCCACCUGGGCAAGGCGGCGCUGAUGGAUGGCGAGGGCAGUCUGGGCGUGGAGUCGUGGCAGGUGGCGCUGGGUUUGGGCGUCACGCUGCUGGCCAUCGGAUACGUGGGGCAGCUGGCCAAGGGCGCCCUGGAGGAGGCGGAGAAGGAGUCGGACAUGGAGGAAGAGGAGGAGGGCGAAGCGGCAGCCAGCAGCAGCAGCCGGAAAAGCCAAAACGGCAAUGGCAACGGGGCGAGCCAUGCGAACGGCCAAGGCAGCAGUAACGGCAACGGUAACGGCAAAGGCAAGCCGUCGUCCCGGUAGCUGCGGGUAGCUGCGGGCGCAUGCGCAGGGCCUCACGGCUGAACCGGCGGAAGGUCAAGACGGGUGUUCAUGGCACAAGGAGGCGGCGGUGUUGGUGGCUGUCAAGUGCAGAGAUACGGCUCGUGGGCUGCGGACGUGGCGCACAACUCAGUGCCGGGCAGCAAACCUGGUUCGCCCGAGAGGGCCAGGGUGUAUGUGUAUGAGCUGGUGCGUGUAUCCUAUGCCAUUGCUGUUGGUCCACCUCGUAGAUGGGUGAACAAAGUACAGAUGGAUCGUGUGGGAGGCAGUGCGGGCAGAAGUGGAUAAACGACAGCAGAAAGGUCAGUUACGGUGCAUGCAGGAUUGCAGGUUGGAAAUGAAAUGGCGAAGGAGGACCUUGAAUGCGUGUUGGGUCUCCUCGAAGUAUACCGCCAGCAUGCAGUGUGGACUGAAUGACAUCUUUUGCGGCUGCUUUGGGAGUGCUGGGCCAUGAAGGCGGUGGUUGUUGUGCGCAUGGCUUGCCCGCUGGGGUAGGCUUGGGUGCGCAUAGCAGCCGGGGGUGCAUACUGUACAAAAGCGAGGUAACGUGGUGGACAAUGGCUCUUGCGUUUUACAGGGCAAAGUUUAGGUGGCACGGCUGUGCUCAUCAGGUAGGCAGGGUAGGAUGCAGACGGUCCAUGUGUCGGACAGCGCCAGCAGGAGCCAGCGUGGACAGGAAGGCUACAGUCUGACCGUCAUGGUGGUGUGUGCGUGGCUUAACGGCGCCAGUGAGUGGCGACAUUUUUGUUGCGUUGGGGAUUGCAUGUCGCAAUUGGUGGGCCAAACAGGAUGAUGCGUAGGUAGAAACGACAAAUGAAGUUGUCGGAAACGUUGCUGGAAACGUCGGACCUGCCGGACUGUGGUGUACAGCUGGAGCGACACCCACGGGCGGGCCUGUUCAAUACAGUGUCGCUUUAUAUGCAUACGUGAACCAGUGUCCGUUAGGGCAGAAUUCCCAUGGCGACGGGGCUCGCCCCUGCGGCGUAACGCGUGCGGUAUCCGGCAUGGGUGCGGGCACAUUGCCGCUUAGCCCGCAUGGGCUCAAUGCGGGGGAUGGUAGCCUGGGGAUGCGCAGGCCAGGCGCCUUUGCCUCAACUCUGGGAGGCCACCCCGCCCUGCAAGUGCACGACAGA